This is a messenger RNA of Meloidogyne enterolobii, 684 nucleotides long. Lineage: Eukaryota; Metazoa; Nematoda; Chromadorea; Rhabditida; Meloidogynidae. The record is from the annotation of a GenBank genome assembly.
AUGUGGAGAUUAACUGAAGAAGAAAGAAAAAUAUUUCGGAAAAUAAUACCUACUGACUUUCCAACUGACCAAACUCGAAUUUACUUUGAUGAAACGAAAACAAAUGGAUCUAGUAUUUAUGAAUUAAUUAAUCGUGAUGGAAUUAGCAGUUCUGAAGUAGAAGCAAUUUAUAAAGCUCUUCCUUCGGAUACAGAAUUUUACAAAUUUGUUGAUUAUUUAAAGCCUCAACAAUUUCCUCAGCCUGAACUGACUGAGGAACAAAAAGAAGCUAAAAGAGAAUAUAAGGAAAGAAUUGAAAGGCUAAGAAAUCAACAGGCAAAUAUGGAAUAUAACAAUAUGAUUCGUUCAAUUGAUCAAACACGUUCUAAUUCACUACUUCAAAAUUUUGGACAAGAAAUGCGUGAAGUGAAUAGACAAAUGGUUGCAAUUAUUAAUACUUUGAUAACUGUUGGAGGUUCUUUUGCCUUUGGUUUUUGGGGUGUACAAUUUGCCUAUCCCCAUUUGGGUUUGGACAUUGCAGAAAGAAUGUUGUUAGGAUUAGUUUGUGCAACUAUUGUGUUCUUUGCAGAUCUCUAUUUUAUAGUCAAAAGUAUGUCUGAUGACGAGAUUGAAGAGAAGGAUAAAACAAAAAAGAAAAAAUGGGUGGAAACUAGUAAUAUAACUUUACAGAAAAAAUGUCAAUAA